Messenger RNA from Cuscuta epithymum, 1026 nucleotides. The record is from the annotation of a GenBank genome assembly. Lineage: Eukaryota; Viridiplantae; Streptophyta; Magnoliopsida; Solanales; Convolvulaceae.
AGCCGGGAAGGGUGUGGUGCCACCGGAGAAGAAGAAAAAGAAGGGGGGCCCUGAGGAGAAGGACGCCCCCCUCGUCAUUGUCGAAGAGCAUUCCUCCUCCUCUCCCUCAGCAAAUGCUCUUCCUCCCCCCGGGGACCAAGGCAACAACCUGGCGUGGCCCCGGGAUGAUGUGCAAUUCUCCAUCACCAAGGGAACUGCCAUCAUGCAUGGCACCCUCAACCCGAGGGAGUUCCUAAAGGGUGCCACGCCUCCGACUGACAAGUCGGUGCUCUCGAGGGCGAAGGAUGAUGCCCUCAGUGCCAAGGUGCUCCAAGCCUCCGUCACUGCUGCCCUCGGGCUUGGGGAACUGCUCCAGAGGAUGGAGCAAUACCAGCUGCAGAAGUUGCAAGCCGAUGAGGCCCUGGCGGAGUCCCGGCGACAGCUCCAGGAGGUCCGAGAGUCCCUCCGGCGGGAGACGGAGGCGUUCAACUCCAUCCUGGAGAACAACAAAAUAAUCGCCAGGGCUGAGGGCAAGGCCGAUGCUGAGAGGGCUGCAGCGGAAGCCUCCAAGGUUGCUGCGGAGGAAGCCGAGGCUGCGAAGAAGGAGGCUGUUGCUCGGGCAGAGAAUGAUGCCAUCGCCGCCUUUGUCGCUGAGGGGUGGAAGGCCGAAGAGCACAAACAAUGGUUGUCCUCGGUGGUGGAGGCCUCGGUUGAUGAUUGGGUAAAGGACCACGGGGCUUUAUGGUUGGCCCGCAAGGGCAAAGACUACUAUGACGGUGGGGAAUUCUUUACCCAGAAGCUUGUUUACCGACGGCUGGCCAGGCACUUCAAUAUUGAGCCGAAGGAAUUUGAUCCGGCAGCUUACGGCCUUCCCCCUCUGCAGCCAGAUGUAAGAGUCCCUCUUCCUGAGGGCGAAGAAAGGCCGGAUCUUGAAGACUCCGAGCUCAUGCAGGAAGGCGGUGAAGAGGCCGGUGAUGAUGCCACUUCUAAGACUGCCGAGGAGGGGGCUCAAACUGCCGAUACUUAGCUUUACCUUUCUUGUUGUUU